GCACUCUGUGAGAGGAGUCGCUACAGCAGCACGCAGCAGAAGACUGAACCGAGCAGGAGGAGGAAGAAACCAAUGCGCCGCUCUGGCUGUCAGCUUACGUCACCACCUGCGGAGUCAGUCUAAAGGCACCAGCAGAAGGAAAAUCCGGAACGGAUUCCGUACUGACUGAUGUGACUGACGACCGCACCGGGUUUACCCCUGGAGUGCUGAGGUCUUCAUGAAAACCUGAACUGGAGUAUUCUUUUUUCUUCUAUUUUGUUUUUUUGGGCACUGGAGAUGAACUGUGAAUGAAUCCUACAUGAACUCUGAAUGUUCCACAACGGUGGAGAAUUUCUGAAUACACUGGAUGUGAAAUGAAAUAUUGUGUUUGUGUGUUUCCUAUGAUCAUAUUGCGUUCUUGUUUCAUGCUGGGUUAUUUAUUUAUUUAUUCAAUGUUGAGGGUGCAUAUUUUGAGUGUGUGUCCUGGUGUGUGUGUUUGACUGAAACAAACAAGCAAACAAAAACAAUCCUAAAUGUCAGGAGGGAUACCUGACUGGCACCCCUUAAAAAAAAACAAUCUCUCAAGUCAAACCGUCACAAGGUGGACUCUUACAGAUACCUGGGCAUCCACAUAGAUAAUCUGGGGUGGAGGACCCAUGUGGAGGUCAGCUGUACCAAAUUACAGCAGAGGCUGCACUUCCUGAGAAGGCUGAGAAUCUUUGGUGUGACCCAGGAAGUGCAACUCCUUUCUAUCAUGAUGUGGUGGAAAGCCUACUGCGCUAUGGGAUUUCGGCAUGGUUUGGAAAUUUGACAGUCCAGGCCAAGGUCCAAAUUUACAGACUAGUAAAGACAGCCAUGAAGAUAAUGGGAGUCUGCCAACAUCCGAGUCUUCAAGACAUUUUUCAACAAACCAUAAUUAAACAAAUACAUAAAAUCAUCUCAGAUCCAACCCAUGUUCUCCACCCUGAAUAUCAGCUUUUCCCCUCUGGCAGAUGGUACAGAAUCCCCCUAAGCAAGCACAACCGGUUCAAAAGCAAUUGAAUGGAGACAGUUGUCCUACUGCUGUAUUUUAGUAUGUCUGAAUGUAUGUGUUUUUAAACUGUUCACAAUGCAGACACUGUAAAGUCCAAAUAAGUAUAGUAAAAAUAAAGUCUAUUCUGUCCUAUCCUAUCCUAUACUAAAUAACAACAUAUGCAUCAGCUGCCCAAAGGUUGGUGUCAGAUAUCUGUUCACCCACAGCAUUUUCUUUGUCAUAUGUAUUGUAUAGAUGCUGCAUGUUGUACAGCAUUGUGAUUUAUGUAUUAGUCACAGAACCAAUAUGGUUGAAAGUAGCCAGCAAUGUAAUGUGAAAAUCUGCUGUGUAACUCACUGUAAACCAACAUAGUGUGUGGUGUGUGAGUUUGUUUUUGUGUGUGUUAGGUGGAAGAAGGAAGGGGGCAGCUCUGAGAGAGAGGCUGUUUUCAUCUCCACCUAAAUUUGUACUGCACCAACACUUAGCCCUCCAUGCUGCGGAAACCCCCUUGCAGGACCCCCACUGAUGUCAGCUGAGAGAGAGAGAGAGGCUGCCGUUGUAUGAGAGGCGUUCCAGAACAGAGAGGUGGAGGAGAGGAGCGCUGCCACAGCUCUGCAGCUGUACAGUCAAUGGAAGGAGGAAGCAGCAAGUUUACAGUUGAAGCUUACCUCAGCGAAUAGUGCCGCAGAUAUCACCGAGGAGGCCACCUCCUCCUCUUCUUCCUCCUCCUCUGAGCUCUCGCCCUGGGAAUAAACCACCUGCUCAGCUAUCUCGCGCCCUCUUCAUCUCUAUUUACUUCCCGUCACUGCCCACUUCCACCAGCCCCCACCCACCCCACCCCCCCGGCUUGUUGUUGUGCAUCCAAAUUAGGAUGCGGACCCAGCAGGGCUCGGAGGGGGGCGUGCCCCUGCCUGGGGGUAGCUGUGGUAGCAGUGGCAGCUCGGGGCUGUCGCCUGGGUCAGACUCGGACGGAGGGAGCCCAACAGCUGGAGGUGUGGACAGCAUGGUGGACGGAGGUCUUGGUGUGGGUGGAUGUAUUGGUGGAGGCGGAGGAGGAGGUAGCUUGGGCGGAACUCUGAGAGGGGUCCUGUCUCGCUAUUGGAGCUUGGAGAGCCUGCACUCCACCACAGCGGUGGUUGUUCCUGAUGGGGCGUCAGAGAAAGUGGAGCUUGGUGACGAGCUGGGUAGCGAAGAGGAUCUGCUGUAUGAAGAGUUUCGCAGUUCUGGACAUCGUUUUGGACACCCAGGAGGAGGUGGAGGAGAGCAGCUGGCCAUCAAUGAGCUGAUCAGUGAUGGCAGCGUGGUGUAUGCUGAGGCCCUCUGGGACCAUGUCACCAUGGACGACCAGGAGCUUGGCUUCAAGGCUGGUGAUGUCAUUGAAGUAGUGGAUGCCACUAACAAGGAGUGGUGGUGGGGUCGCAUCAUGGACAGCGAGGGCUGGUUCCCUGCCAGCUUUGUACGGUUACGUGUGAACCAGGAUGAGCCCAUGGAGGAGUGUCUGGCCCACCUGGAGGAGGCUCAGGCUGGAGAGGAGAACUGCACAGGCCUGGGCUUGUUGCUGGGACCUGGUUUACCCUGCAAAGAACAGAUGAGAACCAAUGUCAUCAGUGAGAUCAUGAGCACAGAAAGAGACUACAUCAAGCACCUGAAAGACAUCUGUGAGGGUUACAUCAAACAGUGCCGCAAGCGGACAGACAUGUUCACAGAAGAGCAGCUUCGUACCAUCUUUGGCAAUAUUGAAGACAUCUACCGUUUCCAGAGGAAGUUCCUGAAAGACCUGGAGAAGAAAUUUAACAAGGAGCAGGCGCACCUCAGUGAGAUUGGUUGCUGCUUCCUCGAACAUCAAACAGAUUUCCAGAUCUAUUCAGAGUAUUGCAACAACCACCCCAAUGCCUGCAUUCAGCUCUCUAAGCUCAUGAAGGUCAACAAAUACGUGUUCUUCUUUGAGGCCUGCCGACUCCUCCAGAAGAUGAUUGACAUUUCCUUGGAUGGCUUCCUACUCACUCCAGUUCAGAAGAUCUGCAAGUACCCACUGCAACUGGCUGAGCUGCUCAAAUACACCAAUCCACAGCACAGAGACUACAAAGAUGUGGAGGCGGCCUUAAAUGCCAUGAAGAAUGUGGCCAGGCUAAUCAAUGAGAGGAAACGGCGUCUCGAGAACAUUGACAAGAUUGCCCAGUGGCAGAGCUCUAUAGAAGACUGGGAGGGAGAAGACAUCCUCAGCAGGAGCUCUGAUCUCAUCUUUUCAGGGGAGUUAAGCAAGCUGUCCCAGCCUCAGACUAAGAGUCAACAGAGAAUGUUCUUUCUCUUUGACCAUCAGAUGGUGUACUGCAAAAAGGACCUCUUGCGGCGGGAUAUGCUGUACUACAAGGGUCGGAUGGACAUGGACCACAUGGAGGUGAUAGAUGUGGAGGAUGGCAAGGAGAAGGACUUCAACAUCAGCGUAAGGAAUGCCCUGAAGCUGCGGUCACUGGCUAGUGACGAAGUCCACCUCUUGUGUGCCAAGAAGCCAGAGCAGAAACAACGCUGGCUGCGAGCCUUUGCUGAUGAGAGGAUUCAGGUCCAGCAUGACCGCGAGACAGGAUUCUCUCUCACAGAAGUCCAGAAGAAACAGGCCAUGCUUAAUGCCUGCAAAAGCCAUCCAGCUGGGAAACCUAAAGCAGUGACCAGACCCUACUGCGAUUUCCUUCUGCGACAGAAGCACCCCUCUCUCCCCACUGCUUUGCCCAAGCAGCAGGUCUUCAUGCUGGCUGAGCCCAAGCGCAAAACCUCCACCUUCUGGCACAACAUUGGCAGAUUGACACCUUUCAAGAAGUAAAGAAAAAAUCAGAAAGGAAAAGGAAGCUGUGGAGAGAAGAAACAAAGGAGAAGGAAGAGAGGAGCUCUCUGUUCAUGCCUCAAUAGACCCUUUUUAAUUAUCUAUUUUCUUUCUUUCUAUUCCUAACAUGGCUCUAAUGACAAACUGAUUUAUUGUACAGAUGAGGAUGGUUAUAAUGUUAAGGAGAUUCUUUUUUGAAAGCACUUUAUAGGUUGGUUAACAAUCAGACUUUAGAAUGGUCUCCUGUAGACACUGAGUGAAACAGGGAGAGUGGACUCUUGCUUAACUUACUACUAUUACUACUCCUACUCCUACUACUACUACUACUACUACUACAAUACUACUACUGUACUGCUGUGAGUGACUUUGGGACUCCUGACUGUGUUGCCUCUAUGAAGACGUUGGCUGUCAACAAAAUUAUGUCAUUUGUUUCCACUGUUGUAUUGUUUUAUGAUUUCACAGUUGCCAAGCAUUCACAGUGCCGGAUGAUUUGUUUUUAUUUGUUUGUUAUGUGUCUGUUUAUGAAAAAAAGGGGAAAGACAGGGGUACUUUCCUGUGCUUUUCCAUAAAGGCCCGUUUCCACUGAAGAAGUUCCUUGUACUAUUUGGGGGGCAGGAACUACUACGGGAACGUGCUCUCGCUCGGCCCUCUCAACCACCGUGUCUCCACUGAGAGAGCGGAGUAGGAGGAAGGAUCCUGUAUGUGACGUAAUCGUUGCGCGACCAUUUUGACCGGGGUGACGUAGGGGCGUAGGGACACCAUUAGCCGUUAGCUGUGUCUGUAAUAACUCCGGUCACGGUCCGUGAAAAAAAUAUUUUCUCCAGCGGAUGUCUUAGUUACAACAUGAUUGAGCUAACUGGAGUAGUUUCAUGUUGUAUCCGAAAUCAGGAGGCUUUUAACAGAUGACGUCCUGAUGUUAGCUGUGCUGCUGCUGUUAGCUGUCCCUGUCAGCUGAUGCUUUCUAGACAUCGUGAUUUCCCAGAACUAAAUAAAUACCACACAUAGCAACACAAAACUGCUUUGCUAGCUCAAUCAUGUUGUAACUAAGAUAUCCGCUGGAAAAAAUAUUUUUUUUAUUAUUAUUAUUAUUAUUAGUUAUUAUUACAGACACUGCUAACAGCUAACGGUUAGCCCAGCUAAUCUACGAUAACCAUGUUGUUAUUUACAAAACAUCACAUCCAGCCCUGAGUAUAUCCAAUCAGCACCAAGUAAUCCCCAAGCCCCAGCCAGGAGUUUCUCGGGGCCGUUCUGACUACCUAAUCCGAGGCAGGGACUUGUUUAGCCCCUGUAAAAGUUCCGGAACUCUGUCCUUAGGGGUCGUUCCUGCGGUGGAGACACGCACCAAUGGCCCCUGCCCCGUAAAAUUACCCCGAAGUUCCUGCGGUGGAAACAGGCCUUAAGUUUUUAUCUGCCAGGGUUUAGUUCUGUAUGCCUCUGGUGCAUUUAUGGUAUUUGCCCCCCCACAAAAAUACUCAACUCAUCACUGAUUGGGAACUUUAUAUUCAAACAAACAUCAGCAACCCACAAACACAACUAGGUGGCAACACACAUUCCUUGAAUCUGAUCCAUGACACCUCCUUAAACACUACCAUGUUAAUGAAAACAAUCUGUUCUUUAUUGCUUUCUUUUUCUUUCUUUCUUUCUUUCUUUCUUUUUAAGUGCCAUUUGAAGUGUGUAAUGGAUGACUUAAAAUGACAUGCAUGGAUGUGAUGAAAAAAUACUGUGAAGAAUAUUUUUUAUCUGUGAAGAAUCCUGUUCAGGAACUGAAGUGUCAUCGUGCUACCAGGUUGACGGCAUCACACAACACACACACACACACACACACACACACACACACACACACACACACACUGACACACGCUUUUAUCUACCAUUCCUUUUGACAGCCAGUGUUCCUGAUCUGUGUAUCUGGUCUCCAGUAU
Molecule: messenger RNA, 5731 nt
Organism: Epinephelus moara (kelp grouper)
Lineage: Eukaryota; Metazoa; Chordata; Actinopteri; Perciformes; Serranidae
Gene: arhgef4
Product: Rho guanine nucleotide exchange factor (GEF) 4
Exons: 13
Coding region: 1863-3809 (648 amino acids)
Biological process (GO): intracellular signal transduction
Molecular function (GO): protein binding; guanyl-nucleotide exchange factor activity
Source: RefSeq, a predicted model, not a curated record